AUGACUUGUCUCGUCGCCAUAACGAUCAUCCACAGAGCGAUCUUCGCGGCGGUCGUCCUGCAGGCGACCAUGCUGAAACUUCACCAUCAUUUCACCGCGGCGAAAUACCACGAGGCGACGAUCCACGUCACCAACAGGAUGAGCGGCAGCAUGGCGCUGAUAGUGCACUGCCGGUCCAAAGACGACGACCUCGGGGCUCGCGCCGUGGAAGCCGGCGCCAGCUUCGGCUUCAGUUUCGGCCAGAACGUCGUCGGAGAUGGGACGGUGUUCUGGUGCAAGGCCGCGUUCCGGGACCGGCGGCUCUCCUUCACGGCGUUCGACGAGGACGAUCACAGUUCGUACGUCAAGGAGUUCGAGGUUGCCGAUCGGUUUCCUUGA
Linum tenue is the source of this 378-nucleotide messenger RNA. Lineage: Eukaryota; Viridiplantae; Streptophyta; Magnoliopsida; Malpighiales; Linaceae. The record is from the annotation of a GenBank genome assembly.